Messenger RNA from Cotesia congregata, 4324 nucleotides. NCBI's taxonomy places the organism in Eukaryota, Metazoa, Arthropoda, Insecta, Hymenoptera, Braconidae. The record is from the annotation of a GenBank genome assembly.
AUGUCUGUUGAGUCUGUAUCGAGUGACAGGGCUGAAGAGCCGGACACUAAAAAUGAAGCGUCGGCGUCGCAAGCGUAAAUUGUCGGCUCUCAAUUCCAAGAAUUGUUCGAAUUCAGAUGAAAGCGCAUUUUUGCCAUUCACUGAUUGUAAAUUAUUUUGUCGCCAAUCUAUAGAGCCUUACAAUCAUUAUUUCAUUCAAGACGAGGCAAUUAUAUCCGUUGCUGUUGCCGGAGAGGUGACUGAUUCAUGUAUUGUUGAAGUAGGAAGAGUAAGACCUCAAUUCCAAUACACAAGGGAAGAACUUAUCACUAUUAAGGGAUUACCUUUGUCCAAACGUCGACCUGAAUGUUUAGACGCUGCUUAUAAUAACUCUCGCGGCCUCUGGGAUCCGGAGAGAUGGCAUCUGGACAGGAAACGCAGCGAGACGCCACCCGAAGAGGAACAACGUCCUGGGGGAAGAGAUCAAGUUAUCGAUUCGCAAAACAACAAGCGUCGAAGUGGCGAUCCACGGGAACGAAUACGUAAAGAACAAGAUGGUAUUGUCUUGAGUCCUCAGCGAAGAAGCUUCAACUCAGGAUGCUUUGUCAACGUAACUCAACCAACUUCACGUCGUCCAGAGAGUCCUAUUGGAAAACCAGAAGUCGCUCAUCGCGAGCCAGUUCGGCGUAUUGGUAGUGGCCGAUUGUUGACACGAGACAUGUGGGACUUUAGACCAGAAAAUGAAAAGAUGGAGCCUGAUCGUCCAGACUACGGGUUCCGUAGUGGUGGUAACUCAGCGCGUGAUCGAGACUCUGGCAGAGAACGGGAAAAUUUACGCGAUCGAGAUAACGUUCGUGACAGAGAUGAUCGUAACGAACGCUAUGAAAGAAGAUCAUUUGGUCGAGACUUUGGUGAUCGAGACAAUCGUGAUCGUGAUCGUGGUUCAGACUCAAGAAAUGAUCGAGGACAUGUAAUGGAUCGCGACAAAGAUCGAGGUGGUAGAGACCGAAAGUAUGGAUCAGAUCGCAGAAAAAUUCAUAGUCACGAUUCACGAGAACCCGAAGAGCCUGAAUGGUUUAGUUCUGGUCCCAUUUCCCAACAUGAUACUAUUGAGCUUCGUGGAUUUGAUGAUCCUCCUGAGGAAAAAAGUAUCAAGUCGAAGAAAAUUUCCCCGGCUCAAAAGAAACGAGGCAAAAAAUCGGUUAAUGAAAAAGAUGAUAAACCAAGUGAAAAUUCGGCUGGCCCGAAAGGACGUAGUACACCCACUUCCAUCGAUCAACCGACUAAUCCUGUACCUGCACCGCAUUCACCUAUCCUAGAAAAACCAGAAAAUGAAGCGGCUAAUGAAAAAAAUCAAUCUGAAAGCAACGAUAAUAAAAACACUGAAAAUGUUAAUCGUGAAAAAACAGAACAAUCUGAAUCAGCUAAUAAACGUGAAGCAGAGAACUUAAAUUUUAAUCUUGAAGAUUUUCUCAAGUCAGACAAUCUUCCUGGAGUUUCUGGAUUGUUGACAAACGGUGUUGGUGCAAACAGCGGGAGUGGAUCACGUUUUAGUCAGUGGUUUAAAAGAGAAAGUCCUCUUCAACAGAACGACAGUCGUAGACCAUCCAUUCAAGAUGAACUGCUUAAUAAUUUACUCAGUGACAUCACUGAACCUAACAUUCAAGUACCAACUGUUAAUGAGUCAAACACUUAUUUUGCACCUAUUUCACCGGCCAAUUCAACUAACAUCAACAAAGCGCCUUCAGCUAGUGAAGUUAAACUCCUGGAGAUGUUACAACGUGGCAACAAAUCUAAUCAAAAUGGACAAGGUGACACUGCCAUUAAUAUGGUAAAGAUGUUAAAAACUCCUUCUGUUAAAGAUAUAGAAGUUGGAAGUAAAGGGAUGCAUAGUUUGGAAGAAUUAGAAGCCAGUUUGAGAGGAGGUGUACCACCUCAAGUACAACAUGUUGAACAACAAAAAGUUAAUAAAACAGAGGAAGACCUUUCUGCAUUUAAAAAACUCCUUGCUCAAGUUUCUGGUGGUCAAGCUGUACCUGCUGCAAAUGGACUUAACCCAUCAAAAGGUCAACCCAUUACUCUGAUGGAAUUGUUGAAAAAUCAACAACCUCAGCCACCAAUUCAUAUUCCGCCUCAUCAGCCAAUUGUGCCUGAGCAACCUCAUCCUAAUUCAUUCGGUCACGUUGGUCCGCUAGGCCCUACUCAGCAUGCUCAUCAAGCUCAGAUGCAACAUGAAAAUUUGCUUAAAGUACUGAGAAUACAGCAGAAUCCAGCUAUGCAACAUCGUCAUCGUGAGCUUUUGAUGAACAUUUUGAGAAUGUUUGGUAACACUGCUUCGCGUACUGUCAGUCCUCAUCCAGGUUCAGGUGUUUCGCAUGAUCCAAUGAUUCAACAGUUGUUGUAUCAGCAGCAACAACAACAACAACAGCAACAACACCAACAACAGAGAGUUCCUUCUCCGAUGAACAACGCGUUAUGUCAACCCUCGAUAAUACCGUCUAAUUUAGUAUCUAACUCUAAUCCAUUAUCAAUGCAACAUUCAGUGAUUCCACACAGAGCACCUUCGCCCCGUGAUCUUAUAAUGCAUCCGCAAUCCAUGAUGCAGAAUGCAUUGAUCAAAAAUAAAUUGGAGGAACAACGUGAAAGUUAUCGUAAACGGCAGGAACAUCAGCAACAACAACAGCAGCAGCGUAUUGCGAGUCCGAUUAACUCACCAUCAAAGCAAAUAAUGAGUCCAACACCACUUGCUUUUACACCAACUUCUGUAUUGCGAAAAAUGACAGCUGAAAAGGAACCAGAUGGUGCGGAUAAUAAAAUUGAACAUGAUUCAUUAGAAGUAGCUCGAAGAGAAAAUAAAAAAAUUAACGAUAGUAACUGUAUAACGCGUAAAAAUUCGAUAACUUGUAAUGUUGACAAUCUAUCGGAAAAUAAUAUAAUUUCAAAUUCAAAUUCGGAAAAUAGUGAGGAAAAAGAUGAUUGCGAUAAAAAAAAUAAUGUCGAAAUUUUAGAAUCAAAGAGUGAAUUUAGUAAAGAAAAAGAAAAUGAUGACACUAAAAAAUUGUUGAUUGAAGUAGGCGAAAUUAUUUCUGCUAAGAAUGUAAACUCUUUUGAAUGUUCAGAAAAUCGCGAGAAAAAUAUUGAAGUCAACAACGAUAAUAAUAUAAUUGUUAUGUCCGAUAAUUAUUUAAAUGAGGAAAAAAGUGACGAUAGUAUUAAAAAUAAUUCGUUGAUAGAAAAUAAUGAAACUUGCGUGAGGGUAAUUGAGUCUAUUGAUAAUUUCACAAAUUCACAAAAUCUCGGGAAAAUUGAUGAUAAUGAUAAAAUUAAUAAUAAUUCAAUGAUUAUUGAAUCGGAAAAUGAUUUAGAUGAAAAAAAGAAUAUAUAUACCGAGAAUUCGUUAGUUGAAAAAUCUGCUUUAUCCGAAAAAUUAGUUUUCGACUUGAAGAACAAUUCUGAUGAUGAUUAUAAUACAGAUAUUAACAAUCUCUUUACUAUUAUUGAGGAAAAUUUAGACGUACCCGCUGGCGUGGAUUCCGAUACUGAUAUCAUUAGUAGAACUGUUGACAAUUCAAAAAUGGUAUCUCAAAGUCAAGUAAAUCAAAUACAGCAAAUGCAAUCAGCAGUACAAAUAAUUGCUCAAGCUCAGGGAGUCUUCUCACGGCAGCAAAACACAAUGAGGACUCAACCAAAUCCACAAGUACCUUGGACAAAUCAACUUGUCAAUAAACAUCCUGGACGACCAAUUGUGAAAGGUGGUGCUGCUAAUCAAUUUCAGUAUGGUAAUCCAGUUAAUUAUCCACAACAAUCACAGCCGCAGCAACAACUGCCGCAACAACAACAACCUCCAUCGUCGCAACGAAUAACGCCGAGUGUUUUUGGAAACACUGCACGCUCAAAACAUACAAUGUCUUCAUCGCUGUCACAUCAAAAUUUUCCUCCAUAUAAUAUGACACCAAAUCCGGCUAUGAGCAGAAGACCAGAUAUGACGGCAGAAUUUGCACGAAAAGUGGGACAAGUUACCAGUAUGGAUAAUGAGCAACCACAGCAGCAGCAACGUAAUGUCAAUUCUCAGGUUCAGCUUAUUUUAAACCAAAAUUAUAACACUAAUCGAACAGACGGUCGAGUAAUGCGACCUCAACAACCAAUUAGUAUGGGUAGACAAACAUCACCAGGAAGCAAUGGAGGAAGUCUUUCACCUACGUCUAAUCAACUGGCUCGAUGGUUUAGUCCCGAGCUUCUUGCUAAAGCAAGAGCUGGAAAAUUACCAGAGCUUGGUCAAUCUAAUGUUUUAUCACUUGAAGAAUUAGAACGACUUCAACAAGCUUCAGCUGUCGUACAUGAUUAG